Grosmannia clavigera kw1407 is the source of this 795-nucleotide messenger RNA. RefSeq names its product thiamine pyrophosphokinase. Gene Ontology annotation, biological process: thiamine metabolic process; thiamine diphosphate biosynthetic process. The transcript is spliced from 3 exons. The record is from RefSeq and is a predicted model, not a curated record. NCBI's taxonomy places the organism in Eukaryota, Fungi, Ascomycota, Sordariomycetes, Ophiostomatales, Ophiostomataceae. Gene Ontology annotation, molecular function: thiamine binding; thiamine diphosphokinase activity; ATP binding. Bases 1 to 795 code for a protein of 264 amino acids.
AUGGCCUCCCACACUGAAGAUGCCGUCUUUGAGUGGCGCCCGGCAAGUCUUUUCCGGGACGGUCCACUAUCUGAGCCUUACGCAGUGAUCGUCCUCAACCAACCUCUACGGAACCUGCGUUCAAUUAAGCAUGUCUGGGCGCGGGCAUCGUAUCGCGUGGCCGCGGAUGGAGGUGCAAACCGGCUGCACGAUUCUCGCGAGGCGGCAGGCGAAUCAUUUGAAAACCUCAAUGUCAUUAUCGGGGACCUCGACUCGUUAAGGGAUGAAACACGCGCAUACUUUACGUCUCUCGGCAGUGCUGUUGUGCAUGAUCCGGACCAGUACUCGACUGAUUUCGGCAAGGCUGUCAAGUACAUCUGGGCGCAGCACCCACAAAUGCACAUAAUCGCCAUUGGCGGCCUGGGCGGACGGGUUGACCAAGGCGUGAGCCAGCUGCACCAUCUCUUCCUCUUCCAGGACGAUGGCAGCAGCGGCAAGGACGGCAUCGACCGCCGGAUGUACCUCCUUUCGAGCGAGAGCAUCACAUUUUUGCUGCCAACUGGCCGGCACUGCAUCCAUGUCCGGGAAGAGUCUGGGCCUGCCACGGCUGACGUCUUUGCCAAGUACGUGGGCAUCCUUCCGAUGCAAGGGCCCAGCAUCAUAUCCACAAAGGGACUCGAGUGGGAUGUGACGGAUUGGAACACCCAGUUUGGCGGCCUUGUGUCGACGAGCAACCACAUCCUGCCGGAUACGCGUACGGUCGAGGUCGAGACAAACCGGCCGGUGGUCUUUACCGUUGCAUUGAAAGACACGUGA